AGACGAAACAAACUUUUCAUUGUUAGCAAGACCAAAAGUUGUUCCAGACAAAGUUCUAGCACAAAAGAAGUACACAGUUCCAAAAGGAGUUGGAUUGUUCGGAUACCAACCUGA
Messenger RNA from Trichomonas vaginalis G3, 114 nucleotides. RefSeq lists its product as uncharacterized. NCBI's taxonomy places the organism in Eukaryota, Parabasalia, Trichomonadida, Trichomonadidae. The record is from RefSeq and is a predicted model, not a curated record. The transcript has a single exon. The annotation marks the transcript as partial.